This is a messenger RNA of Drechmeria coniospora, 2691 nucleotides long. Its product is annotated as cell division control protein. Gene Ontology annotation, biological process: cytoskeleton organization. NCBI's taxonomy places the organism in Eukaryota, Fungi, Ascomycota, Sordariomycetes, Hypocreales, Ophiocordycipitaceae. Gene Ontology annotation, cellular component: mitotic actomyosin contractile ring, proximal layer; cell division site; cytoplasm. The transcript is spliced from 6 exons. Gene Ontology annotation, molecular function: protein binding; phospholipid binding. The record is from RefSeq and is a predicted model, not a curated record. The coding region runs from base 1 to 2691 and encodes 896 amino acids.
AUGCCUGCGGCAGCGGCAGAGGCUCCGGCGGUCGCACUCUCCUUCGCAAAUAACUUCUGGGGCAAGGACGACGCUGGCGUCGGCCCUCUGCUUGGGCGAAUGCAUGGUGCGAAGCAGACUUGCGAUGAAUUAAAGUCCUUCUACACUGCUCGUGCAUCGAUCGAAGAUGAAUACGCGCGGAAGCUCCUCAACCUGUGCCGGAAGUCGCUGGGUUCCCAGGAAAUGGGAACGCUCCGGACUUCGUUAGAUACCGUCCGAGGCGAGAUGGAAUCCAUGGCCAAGCAGCACCAGAGCAUCGCCGCACAGAUGAAGACGGAGCUCGAGGAGCCGCUGGCAGCAUUUGCAGGUGGUAUGAAGGAACGACGAAAGAUUGUGCAAAACUCGGUCGAGAAGCUGCUGAAGACGAAGGUUCAGCAGACGCAGCAAGUGAACAAGACACGAGACAAGUACGAGCAAGAGUGUUUGAAGAUUAAAGGCUACCUCGCCCAGGGACACAUGGUGAUGGGCCAAGAGGAGCGUCGAAACAAAGCCAAGUUGGAGAAGACGCAGAUCACACUCGUCACGGCUAACACGGAAUACGAAAAUGCCGUCAAGGCGCUGGAAGACACGACGGCACGAUGGAACAGAGAAUGGAAGGCCGCCGCGGACAAAUUCCAGGAUCUCGAGGAGGAGCGACUGGAUUUUACGAAGAACAGCCUCUGGACAUUUGCCAACGUCUCGUCGACGGUAUGCGUCAGCGACGAUGCCUCCUGCGAGAAGAUUCGGCUGUCUUUGGAGAAAAUGGAGGUCGAAAAGGACAUUGCCGGAUUCAUUACCGAACGGGGCACCGGCCAGGAAAUUCCCGACCCGCCCAAGUACAUCAACUUCUGUCGCGGAGACGUCACCGACAGUCAGUCGGAGGUGUCAGAGGACGAGAGCUAUUCCGUCGCUCAGUUCCCUCGCAGCAUCAACCCGGCCUUCCGAUCGUCCUCUCCACAACCAUCCAUGUAUGAGUCGCACCAUGAUCCAAGCUCAACGCUGGCCAAGAACCUGGCCCACAAAGAUGUCGGGCCAUCGGCGAGCCGUGAAGCGACAGUGACGCCUCAGAAGGCUCAGCCGCCGCCGCGGAGAAUGACGGUGGGCGAAGCACAGCACCCUGCGCAGCCACCAGCAUCGCAGGUGCAAUACGAUGCUAAUCAGCACGGGCCGUUGGCGGCUGUUCCUCACGACCCGUACCCGAUGGAUGGGAUGACAAUGCUGUGCCGGACGGAAGUCCCGUCUGACCGAGGCUCCCAGCUGGCGUCUAACAGGCCGUCAAGCCAGGAGUCGUACAGCGAGUACUCCAACCCAACGUCCUUUUCCAGCCAGGAUGCUCCCAGCGGGAAGGCAUCCCCUGCGAAGCAGGACUACGGGCAAGUGACGACUCCCGAUAAGAGAGUGAUGAAAAAGAAGAGCGGCUUCUUCCAGGGCCACAGCCCAUUCCGACGGAAGAGCACGAAGGAAGUUCAGGCGCCGGCCCAGACUAGCCGGGGCACAUGGCGGGCUGCCACGGCGCAAAAUAACGGCCAUGGGCAGCGCACGACGAGCCCCGAACCCAUCGACGCCAACGCAAGCCUGGCGCUGGGCGUUGGCCAGAAUGUGCUCCCAGUCGCCGAUACGCACAGAAGGCCCGGUCGAGCGCCGGCUCCGGAAGUGGAUGCGAGCGAUCCGAUCGCCGUUGCCCUCGCGGAACUCAAGGAGGUGAAUUUGGGCAAGCAAUCUUCGGUCCGAAUGUCGGCGGACCAUUACCAUGGCAUCGCGACACCAGCGCCGGGUGCAGAAAGUCGGACGCCUCGAUCCGUUCCCGUUCCUGGGAGCCACGACGUCGCGAGAGUCAAUCGCGGAACCCCCCCUCCCUCGUACCAACAUCCUGCGUCGAUGUCGAGGCUUGGGGUACCACCGCCAGCCGUGACGUCGAAGGCGAUGAAGCAGGCGACGAAGAAGGUGACGGAGCAGACGCGCGCCGUCUUCGGAAACGGCCAUAGGGGGGAUGCGGGAAGUCACGGUGCGUCCGCUGGUUCGCGACCGGGCACUCGUGGAAACGACAUGCCGAGAACAGCGUCGCCUGCCGCGGCUCGAAGCGCGUCGCCUCAGCCGUCGUACAUGAACAACGAGAUGCGCGGAGGGUACAGGUCGGACAGAUCGGCGUCCCCCAACCCCUACGGCGGUCAGCACGGAAACACGUCCCACGCCAGCAUGUCCCAGAAGCGCGCAACGGAACACGGCAACUACGGAGCGCCCUCCCCCAGCGGAUCCGGUAGAGGCAUGUCCCCUUCGACCCACCGGGAUUACAGCCGACCGCAGAGCAGCUACGGCGGAGGUGACAUGGCGGUACAGUUGGCGCAUGACGACCCGUACGGAUCGCAGAGAAGCCGAGGAUCUGCUCGAUCCGACUCUCGCGCCAUGGGUUUGUACGACGGAGGCGCAUCUCGGCCACGAAGCAAGAGCGUUGCUGACCCGUCGAGACAAUACUCGCGAGAUGGUCGGCCGAUUAUGCACUUUGCACGGGCCUUGUACGUGUAUCAGGCAGCUAUCCCGGAAGAACUGGGCUUCAACAAAGGGGAUUACCUCGCUGUGUUCCGUCACCAGGAUGAUGGCUGGUGGGAGGCUGAGGUCCAUGGCGGAAACGGUGGUUCUGGGCUGGUCCCAAGCAACUAUCUUCAGCCGUGCUAA